UUUAGUAUUUUUCUAAUUUUUUUCUGUGGUCACGCUGCCAACAACAUAGGUCCUCCAUAAAAGAGGGAUAAAUUUUGUUUUAAUUAAAAUUAGUAGAAAUUCCAAAUAUAGAAUAAUCAUACAACAAUCAUGUGGUCACCGGAUGAGCUGCUCUUUCGAAACUUCCAACAGAUACAGAACCUGAAGUUCGACGAUGAAAAAAUAUCCACAACGACCUCCAGAGAACAGCAAAAAACUGAAGAUUCGGUAGAAAAAUGCUUUGAGCGUUUCGAGCGACAACAAUUUCUAAAUCCGCGUCUAACGCAACUGAAUCGAAUCGAACACCACCAGUACUUGGAUUCCAUGUUGCGCACAAUGCCAUCUCACUAUCAGUGCCUGGACAGCAGUCGCCCUUGGUGUGUCUAUUGGAUUCUACAGUCGGCGCAGUUGCUUAGCUUUACGUUCGACGACGAAACACUACGCGGGGUGGUGCAGUUCCUUAGCAACUGCCGCGCACCCACGGGUGGAUUUGGAGGCGGACCGGGACAAUAUGCUCAUCUGGCGCCCACAUAUGCGGCCGUUAAUAGUCUUUGCAUUAUUGGCACCGAGGCAGCUUAUCAAGCUAUCGACAGAGAUUCACUUGUUAAAUUCUUAUUCAGUGUGCGUGAUGCAGACGGUUCGUUUCGUCUCCAUGUGGAUGGCGAAACAGAUGUGCGUGGAGCCUACUGUGCAAUUGCCGUGGCCAAGUUAGUAAAUGUACCUGAGCGAGUGCUGAAUGAACUGUUUGCCGGCACCGGUGAUUGGAUUGCCGGCUGUCAGACAUACGAAGGCGGCUUUGGCGGUGCUCCCGAUUUAGAAGCCCAUGGCGGCUAUACGUUUUGUGGCAUCGCCAGUUUGGCUUUGCUCAACGAAGCGGAUAAAUGUGACAAGAAGGCGCUGCUUCAGUGGAUACUGCGUCGACAAAUGAGCUACGAGGGCGGCUUUCAGGGACGCACCAAUAAACUAGUGGAUGGCUGCUACUCGUUUUGGGUUGGCGCCACAAUUCCCAUCACACAAGCAACCUUAGUAGGUGCCGACAAGAGCAUGGAGCAGACAUUCUUUGACAUUGAAGCACUGCAGGAAUACAUUUUGUUAUGUUGUCAGAAAGCAAACGGUGGCCUUAUUGACAAACCCGGCAAACCUCAAGAUCUGUAUCACACCUGCUAUACUUUGAGUGGUGUCUCAAUUGCCCAACACUCACAGUCGGCACAGAAUCCUCAGGUGCUUGGCGACAUGAUCAACGAACUAUUGCCCACGCAUCCGCUGUUCAAUAUUCCACCGAAGUCUGUGGCGGCAGCAUUAAGUUAUUUUGCAAAUAUUUCCACCAACAGAGCACAGGAUGGAUGAUAGAUACACAUGCAUAGUUGUAAAUAAAACUUUAUUUCUUUUUGAAAAUUUGUACACUAUUCGACACUAAAUUUUUUCAAUGCAAA
Messenger RNA from Drosophila albomicans, 1451 nucleotides. It is a transcript of the gene Fntb, whose product is annotated as protein farnesyltransferase subunit beta. The coding region runs from base 130 to 1365 and encodes 411 amino acids. The transcript has 4 exons. Gene Ontology annotation, molecular function: protein farnesyltransferase activity. The record is from RefSeq and is a predicted model, not a curated record. Gene Ontology annotation, biological process: protein farnesylation. Lineage: Eukaryota; Metazoa; Arthropoda; Insecta; Diptera; Drosophilidae. Gene Ontology annotation, cellular component: protein farnesyltransferase complex.